This is a messenger RNA of Psylliodes chrysocephalus, 936 nucleotides long. Lineage: Eukaryota; Metazoa; Arthropoda; Insecta; Coleoptera; Chrysomelidae. The record is from the annotation of a GenBank genome assembly.
UUGUAGGUGUAUUACAAUAGGUGAUAAUAAAUCUAUUGCGACAACUGAAAUAAUCAUUAUAAAUAUUUUUAAAUUGGUGUUUAAGCAUUUUUUUUUUAUUUUUACUGUAGGUAUUAGUAAUAAAAAAAAUGAAUUCUUUGCUGGUCGUGUUUACAUUUUUGCUUUCAAUUGUUGUUGUGAUGGGACGAUUUAGCCUAGGUUUUGCAGAUAUUAAUGCUGGCAUAUCGGACAUUGUAGGUGUAGCAGAAUCUCUCAUACCACGGAUCAAAAUACCUGCAGAACAAGCUCUUACUGCAAUUACCGAAGUUGGUAAACCACAAGAUACACAAAUAAUCACAGGAAUCAUUCCAAAGAUAGUAGUUCAGGAAGCAGUAAAUAGAGACCAACCUAUAGCAACAGGAAUCGUUCCUACGAUAACAGUUCAAGAAGCAGUAAAAAGGGACCAACCGAUAGCAACAGGAAUCGUUCCUACGAUAACAGUUCAAGAAGCAGUAAAAAGGGACCAACCUAUAGCAACAGGAAUCGUUCCUACGAUAACAGUUCAAGAAGCAGUAAAAAGGGACCAACCUAUAGCAACAGGAAUCGUUCCUACGAUAACAGUUCAAGAAGCAGUUAAAAGGGACCAACCGAUAGCAACAGGAAUCGUUCCUACGUUAACUGUUCAAAAAUCAGUAAAAAGAGACCAACCAAUAGUAACAGAUGAAAAUAAAGCACAAGCCGGAAAUAUGAGGAAAUCAGACUUUGCAGUGAAUGUCGUCGAAGGACUCGGUGGUUUGACUUUGAAAUUGAGACGAAAGAAAUGAGCACUAAAAAAUCGGAACCAUAUCCCGUAUGGUCAAUAAUCAAUAAAGUUUUAAUUAUACCAGGAACAUUAUUUGUUUUUAUUUUCAUGUACAUAAAUACAUUAAUUUUCUUAGAUUAAUGAAACAAUUUAUU